AGCUUUGCUUUCUUCUGCCUCAUCGAAGUAUCCCUCUCCCACCACUUUUUACUACAACCACUACUGAUCUUUCUUGUUGUUUGUUUGUUUUUUCGGUGGUCUUGCUUUUUUGCUUUGGACGCUCAUUAUGUUCCAAGAGAGCAUUGAAUGAAUCUUUGAAGCCCAAACAAAAGAAAAGAACAGGAGAGAGAGAGAGACCCCUUUCUUCCUUUCUUUGUUGUUCUGCUCUCCUUUUCUUUUUCUCUCCCUGUUGGGGGCAAUACACGGCUUUUUUAUCUGCUCUUAUUGUGUCGGUCAUCGAGCUCUCAAUUGAAUCUUUGAACAGAAGGGGGGAAAGGAACAGGGAAAGAAGAUUCCUUUCUGAAAAGCACAGGAGGUAUUUGUGGGCAAUAUCUGUUUUCUUCCCAAAUUUAUUUUGUGGUGGGCUUUGAUGGGUUUGUUCUUGGCAUUGAAGAUAUUUCAUUUUCCCUGAAGCUUGUAAAUUCUGGGGGGCGGGGGUGUUUCAGAUCUUUUAAUUUCUUAAAUUGAGCUGGAAAUCGGGUGUUCUUUUGCUUUCUCCCCUCAGGGUUGGGUGGUUCUCUCAAUUGGGUCUCUCUGAUUCUGGUGAAAGGAGCUUUCUUGGGAGUAAAGUUCAUGACUUGAGCUGCUGGAGCAAGUUGAGAAGAAAGAUGGAGUUUUGAGCUGCAAAGUAGAGAUGUUUAGAGGCUGUUAUCCCAUCAGCAAUGUUGAAGUUUUUUGGAAUUUGGGUUAUUCUUGCAGGGGAUUUGGGAAAUAGAAGUUAGUUGAUCCUCUUUCUGGUUCUGCAGAGACGUGGAGCUGAGAAAUUUCCCACUUUCGGUGUUCGGAUCAUCGAACUCGCGUAUUGCUUUCGGUCUGGUGAAGAGUGAGAAAAGAGAGUGGAGGGAAGAUGAUCACCUUUAUGGACUCCAAGGAGAAGCUUAAAGAUGUUGAGAGGACUUUGGACUCUCAGCUAUGGCAUGCCUGCGCGGGUGGGAUGGUCCAAAUGCCGCCCGUGAACUCGAAGGUCUUCUACUUUCCUCAGGGCCAUGCCGAGCACGCCAGUGGGCCUGUGGACUUCCGGAGCUUCCCCCGGCUCCCCCCUUACAUACCCUGCAGAGUAUCCAGCAUCAAGUUCAUGGCCGAUCCGGAGACUGAUGAGGUCUAUUCGAAAAUCCGUUUGAUCCCGCUGACAGGAGCGGAGGGGCCUGAUUUCGAGGAUGACAGGCUUGGAGGAGGUGGCCUCAGCGGGCCUGAUGGGACCCAGGAGAAGCCUGCCUCUUUUGCUAAGACCUUGACCCAGUCCGAUGCGAACAACGGAGGUGGAUUUUCCGUGCCUAGGUACUGCGCGGAGACGAUCUUUCCGCGCUUGGACUACUCGGCAGACCCGCCCGUUCAGACCAUUCUUGCAAAGGAUGUCCAUGGUGAGACGUGGAAGUUCCGGCACAUUUACCGUGGGACCCCGAGGCGGCACCUUUUGACUACGGGGUGGAGCACCUUUGUCAAUCACAAGAAGCUUGUAGCGGGUGAUUCGAUUGUGUUCAUGAGGGCCGAGAAUGGGGACCUGUGUGUCGGGAUCCGCCGAGCAAAGAGAGGGAUUGGGGGUGGGCCUGAGAGUUCGACAGGCUGGAAUAGCUGUUCUGUUACUCCCUAUGGAGGAUUCUCAGCAUUUCUGAGAGAUGAGGAGACUAAGUUGAUGAGGAAUGGGAACGGUAGUAAUGGUGUAGGUUCAAACGGCGGGAGCAAUGGGAAAGGGAAAGUGACUAUUGAGGCGGUUGUCGAGGCGGCUAAGUUAGCAGCAAGCAGGCAGGCAUUCGAGGUUGUUUACUACCCACGAGCAAGUACACCAGAAUUUUGCGUGAAGUCGUGCUUGGUAAAGUCGGCAAUGCAGAUAAGGUGGUGCUCAGGGAUGAGGUUCAAGAUGGCCUUCGAGACUGAGGAUUCCUCGAGGAUAAGUUGGUUCAUGGGGACAAUCUCCUCAGCCCAAGUAGCGGAUCCCAUUCACUGGCCUGAUUCUCCGUGGAGACUACUUCAGGUAACGUGGGACGAGCCCGAUUUGCUCCAGAACGUGAAACGGGUCAGCCCGUGGCUGGUGGAACUGGUAUCGAACAUGCCAGCGAUCCAUCUCUCUCCAUUCUCACCGCCCCGGAAGAAGCUAAGACUCCCUCAGUACCCAGACUUCCCGCUCGAAGGUGGCCAGUUCCCAUUGCCGCCAAUGUUCUCGGGCAACAUCCUUGGGCGGCCGGGCGGCAGCCCCUUUGGUUGCCCACCCGAUACAUCCCAUCCUGCUGGCAUGCAGGGAGCCAGGCACGCUCACCACUACGCUCUGUCCCUACCCGAUCUCCACCUCAACAGGCCCCAGCACGUGAACCCAGGUCCGUUCAUGUCCAGUCUCUCGCACUUUCUUACACCCAAUAGAACCUCAAAUGGUCCGUUGAUAUCCAAGCCCAGCACCAUCGACCCGGGUUCUUGCUUCCUCACAAUGAAGACUUCUGGCCAAGCUCGGAAGAAGCCUGAAGAUUCCAAGACUCCUCAGCUAGUCCUUUUCGGCCAGCCUAUUCUCACCGAGCAGCAAAUCUCUCUCAGCUGCUCAGGCAACACGGUUUCCUCGGAAGGGACCGUUGAUAAGAUUGGGAAUGCCUCCGAUGGCACCUCACAUAGGUCGCUCCAACUGUACAGAGAAAAUCACCGCAAAACUCCUGAGCCUGCUGUUGAGAUUGGCCAUUGUAAAGUCUUCAUGGAAUCUGAGGAUGUGGGCCGGACCCUUGAUCUCUCAUUGCUUGGGUCGUACGAUGAGCUCUACAAGAAGCUAGCGGAAAUGUUUGGAGUUGAGAAUUCUCAGACAUUGAAUCAUGUCAAGUAUCGGGAUUCCACUGGUGCAGUCAAGCAUGUUGGAGAAGAACCAUUUGGGGAAUUUAUGAAGACGGCGAGAAGACUGACGAUACUAACAGACUCAAGCAGCGACAACAAGGUAGGAAUUUAGAGAGAGAGAGAAGCUCAGAGAGGCAGAGAUAAGCAUAGAAGAUUUUCAAGUGUACAGCUGGUAAUUAAUUGACCACAAUGUUUGCAUUCCCGAGCGGACUUUUUUUCCCGAUUCUCAAAUUUAUCCGGUAUCGAACCGAAUCUUCUGGAUUGAUAUUUGGAUGAUUGAGCUGUAUCAUCCCCAAAACUCUCUUUGUUCUCAUUGUCGUAAAGUAUGAAGAGAUUUUGAAGAAUCUGUUUGUGCAUCUCAAGUCUCAAUGAGCAGAUUUCUUGGUUUUGCUGU
This is a messenger RNA of Punica granatum (pomegranate), 3262 nucleotides long. The record is from RefSeq and is a predicted model, not a curated record. Lineage: Eukaryota; Viridiplantae; Streptophyta; Magnoliopsida; Myrtales; Lythraceae.